AUGGAGACGAUAAGCGUGUGUUUUGCCCUAGCCUCGGCGCUUGUCCUCUGGUUCAUUGCGCCCAUAAUCGUAGCCACUACCCGACUGAAAAGCAAGCAGCUGCCUCCCGGUCCACGGAGCCUCCCGAUCGUCGGCAGCCUCCACCGCAUCAUGGGCACUUUCCCGCACCGGAGGCUCAUGGACCUCUCCCGCCGGCACGGCCCGCUCAUGUUCCUCAUGCUGGGCGAGGUCCCCGCCGUGGUGGUCUCCAGCGCCGAGGGCGCGGAGGCGGUCAUGCGGACCAACGACCUCGCCUUCGCCACCCGCCCGCGCAGCACCACGCUCGACAUCGUCUCGCGCGGCCGCAAGGGCGUCAUCUUCACCCCCUACGGCGACCACUGGCGCCAGAUGCGCAAGAUCUGCGUCGUCGAGCUCUUCAGCGCCAGGCAGGUCAGGCGCAUGGAGUCCGUCUGGGCCCACGAGGUGGCCCGCCUAGUACGGUCCUUCGCCGGCUCCGGUGGCGGCGUCGUCAACUUUAGCGAGACGAUGUACGCGUUCAUGAACGAUCUCAUCGCGCGGGCGGUGUUUGGCGGCACGUGCGAGCAGGCGCAGCAGGCCGAGUACCUCCGAGAGUUCUCCAGGGCCAUCGAGCUCGCGGGAGGCUUCCUCCUUGUCGACCUGUUCCCGUCGUCUAGACUGCUCCGGCGGUUCACCACCGGCGUGCGCCAGCUCACCUGGAGCUUCGGCCGCAUCCAGCACAUCAUUGGUGAGAUCAUCACCGCACGGAGGGCGUUGCGCGCCCACGACCGUGCAGCCGCCGCCGGCGACCAGGACCUGCUGGACGUGUUGCUCAACCUGCAGGAGGAGGGCUCCUUGCCCAUCCCUCUUACUGCAGAGAUUAUAGGCGUUGUCAUCUCUGACAUAUUUGGCGCGGGUAGCGGGACGUCAGCAUCUGCUAUGGAGUGGGCUAUGGCCGAACUCUUGAAAAACCCUGAAAUUAUGGCCAAAGCACAGCUUGAGGUUCGACAAGUGCUAGGUCCGAACCGAGAUAUCAUCACUAACAAUGACAUUGGACAACUUCACUACAUGAGAUUGGUCAUCAAGGAGAUCCUUAGGUUGCAUACUAUCACCCCUCUACAUGGUCCUCGAGAGGCCAGAGAGGACUGUGAGAUCAUGGGUUAUGUCAUUCCUAAAGGCACCAAAAUUAUCGUCAAUACAUUUGCGAUCUCACGAGAUCCUAAGUAUUGGGACAACCCAGAAGUUUUUAACCCGGACAGGUUUGAGAACAGCCAACUCGACUACAAAGGCGCAAACUUUGAGUACACCCCUUUCGGUGCCGGUCGACGGCAAUGCCCUGGAAUCUUAUUUGGUAUGUCAACUAUGGAGGUUACAUUGGCAAAUCUUCUCUAUCACUUCGACUGGGUACUUCCUGAUGGAACAACCCCAAACUCAAUGGACAUGACUGAGAAGUUUGGGCUCACCAUGGGUAAAAUGUCCGACCUGCAGCUAAGAGCUAUUCCAUACGCGUUCUCAAAGGCAACAUAA
Messenger RNA from Lolium rigidum, 1524 nucleotides. RefSeq names its product desmethyl-deoxy-podophyllotoxin synthase-like. The coding region runs from base 1 to 1524 and encodes 507 amino acids. The transcript has 2 exons. Lineage: Eukaryota; Viridiplantae; Streptophyta; Magnoliopsida; Poales; Poaceae. The record is from RefSeq and is a predicted model, not a curated record. Gene Ontology annotation, molecular function: iron ion binding; oxidoreductase activity, acting on paired donors, with incorporation or reduction of molecular oxygen; heme binding.